Molecule: messenger RNA, 2314 nt
Organism: Planococcus citri (citrus mealybug)
Lineage: Eukaryota; Metazoa; Arthropoda; Insecta; Hemiptera; Pseudococcidae
Product: pyruvate dehydrogenase E1 component subunit alpha, mitochondrial-like
Exons: 6
Coding region: 221-1408 (395 amino acids)
Biological process (GO): pyruvate decarboxylation to acetyl-CoA
Cellular component (GO): intracellular membrane-bounded organelle
Molecular function (GO): pyruvate dehydrogenase (acetyl-transferring) activity
Source: RefSeq, a predicted model, not a curated record
ACCUUGUUUCCACCUCUGAGACGGACAGUCGGACACGGUGAUAAUACGAUACCAACUGCUGUGAUAAGACAACAUCCCAAAAUUCCCAAAUUCCCAAAUCCAGAAAUCAACGACUGACUGGUUAGUGGUUAGUGGUUACUACCCCUUUUAAUAUUACUUGGAGCGAUUUGUAACGUUUCGUUUGGUGUCCAGUUGUAAUUUGUUAAGUAAUUUUCCAAUAAUGAGUUUACACAUUUCGAAAAUCACGACGGCGUGUAAUUUAAAAAAUGUAUCCGCUGUGUUGAAAACUUGUAAAAAUGGGUUCGCCAACGAAGCUUCUUUCGAAGUAAAACCGUUCAAGCUACAUAAGCUGGAAUCCGGUCCGGAAACUACGGUAACUUUAAGUCGCGACGACGCGUUGAAAUACUACACUCAGUUACAAACUAUUCGAAGAAUCGAAGCUGCCGCUGGUAAUUUGUACAAAGAAAAGAUCAUCCGUGGUUUCUGUCACUUGUAUUCCGGUCAAGAAGCGGUAGCAAUCGGUAUUAAGGCGGUGCUCGAGCCGAUAGAUAAAGUAAUCACCGCUUACAGAUGUCACGGUUGGACGUAUUUGAUGGGCGCUCCGAUAAAAUCGGUACUAUGCGAGUUGACCGGCAGAAAAGGCGGAUGCGCUAGAGGAAAAGGAGGUUCCAUGCACAUGUACGCUCCGAAUUUUUUCGGCGGCAACGGCAUUGUCGGCGCUCAAGUGCCGUUAGGAGCAGGACUAGCGUUUUCUCUCAAGUACAGAGAGCAAAGCGGUAUUGCGAUCGCGUUAUACGGCGAUGGAGCCGCCAACCAAGGACAAGUAUUCGAAGUCUAUAACAUGGCCAAAUUGUGGAAUUUGCCUUGCGUAUUCAUUUGCGAGAAUAACGGAUACGGAAUGGGUACGAGCGCGGAAAGAGCCGCCGCCAGCGUCGAUUAUUAUUCGCGCGGCGAUUACAUACCCGGUAUUUGGGUCGAUGGUAUGGACGUGUUGGCUGUGAAAUCGGCGUUAAAGUUCACUCGAGAUUAUUGUACCAGCGGUAAAGGCCCGUUGGUGUUGGAAGCGGCUACCUAUCGUUAUUCGGGCCAUUCUAUGUCAGAUCCGGGUACCUCUUACCGAACGAGAGACGAAAUCCAAGAAGUGCGUCAAACCAGGGAUCCGAUAACCUCGUUCAGAGAGAAGAUUAUAAACGCCGAAUUGGUUUCGCAGGAUGAACUAAAAAAAAUCGACGUCGAUGUUAAGAAGGAAGUCGACGAAGCUGUUAAAGUUGCUAAAGCCGAUGUCGAAAUCGGUUUGGAAGAAUUAGCUGGCGAUAUUUACGCCGCUCCUUUGGAAACCGAAAUUCGUGGUACGACGCCGUUCAAUCCGUUGACCCAUAUCAAAGUCGGCCAACCCGCAAAUUUGUAAUUUACCGCUGUGAUUUAUUUGUUAACUAAGACUUAAGAUUUUCGAAUGUUUUGUCAUCGUAAUGUAAUGGCAGAAACAGUCAGGAGCGCUCUCGAUUUUGAUCAAUUAUUACGAAAAAACGUAAAUAUUUUCUUUGAGAACUGAAAGAAAAAUACCCGCGCUGCGUAAAAUGUCGAAAUUCUACUCGUAAUGAUUAGUGUUCCUCUUUUUGCGUUCUGUUCUGAAACGGCUACAGUAGGUUAGUGUACAAGUCAAUAACACAGCACGCUGUUUAUUCGACGCAACUUCUUCGCAUCCGCUUGGUGGUCUUUAUUUAGAAAUGAUUCACCGUGUUUUUAUUAUUAUUAUUAUUAUUUCACUGUUUGCCCGCCGAUACUUUUGAAUAUUUAGCUCGUAGGCAUUCGUGUACGUGUGCACAUAAUAUAUGUACAUUACAUCUGGGUACCUAGCAGCGAAAAUCUACAUACAUAUUUGUCGUGUGAUUUUCAACUUAAUUCUUCAACUUUUUUUUUUUAAGACAAACAAUAAUAAAUUUAAUAGAAUACUCUUAUAGUAUGUCGUAGAAAUAAAGCCUUUUAUUUUACACCAAGUAUCUGCUCACCUUGUAAAGAAAAAAUUAUAAUCUGUGGUCGGUAGGAGAGGGAGGUUCUCAGUACUUGAUCUUGAUGUACCUAGACCUACACGUUAUCAUAUUGGUAAGUACGUUCUCUGGCAGAAUCCUUCCUUCAUCCCCUGGAUCCUUGCUCGUCUUGGCUCCUUCAGGCUUCUUGUUUUCAUUUUUAUUUUACUUUCUCGUUGAUCGCGUAUUUUUUCUAAAGAGUUCUUUUUUUUCGUUUUUCGUGAUAGUUUUGGUUUACCAUAUUUUUGAUAUCUUAUGUAAGAAUGUAAUAAACUUGCUGUUGUGUA